Messenger RNA from Nymphaea colorata (pocket water lily), 1363 nucleotides. RefSeq names its product phosphoenolpyruvate carboxylase kinase 1-like. The record is from RefSeq and is a predicted model, not a curated record. Gene Ontology annotation, cellular component: cytoplasm; nucleus. Gene Ontology annotation, biological process: peptidyl-serine phosphorylation; protein autophosphorylation; intracellular signal transduction. The coding region runs from base 164 to 997 and encodes 277 amino acids. Lineage: Eukaryota; Viridiplantae; Streptophyta; Magnoliopsida; Nymphaeales; Nymphaeaceae. The transcript is spliced from 2 exons. Gene Ontology annotation, molecular function: ATP binding; calmodulin binding; calcium-dependent protein serine/threonine kinase activity.
AUUCUUCCCCGCGCUCGGAGCCAAGCCAAGCCGUUAGUUUAGGAAAGGAAGGAAACUCCACUCUCUCUCACCGGACCGGAUAUGCUUCCUCCUCUCUCUCUCCCCCGCCCCCUUAAAUAAAUGGCAGAGCAAGCGGAACGAACGAGAAAGCAAAAGAUUUUCGAUGAGCGAGGGGUUGAGGAGAGAUUACCGUCUUCUGCAGCCGAUCGGCCAAGGACGGUUCGGCAAGGUGUUCCGCUGCUUCCAUCCGGAAUCCGGCCAGUUUUUCGCCUGCAAGACCAUCCACAAGAGUGCCAUAACCGAUCCUGUUGAUCGGGAGUGCCUCGAGAAGGAGGUCAAGCUCCACAGGCUCGUCGGCGGACACCCCAAUGUCGUCCACCUCCAUGCCGUCCACGAGGACGAUGAGUCGCUCCACCUGGUGAUGGAGCUUUGUCGGUCGCCGGACCUCUUUGAUCGCGUCUCCAAGCGCGUUCUCACCGAGACGGAGGCCGCGGCCGUGAUGAUGCAGCUCAUGGAGGCCAUCGCCCAUUGCCACCGCCUGGGCGUCGCGCACCGCGAUAUCAAGCCGGACAACGUCCUGUUCGACGACCGGAACCGGCUCAAGCUUGCCGAUUUCGGGUCGGCGGACUGCUUCCACGACGGGAAGGGGCUCCGGGAAAUCGUCGGGACGCCGUACUACGUGGCUCCCGAGGUGCUUAGGUUGAAGGAAUACAGCGAGAAGGUGGACGUCUGGAGCGCCGGGGUCAUCCUCUACGUCCUCCUGGGCGGGGUUCCCCCUUUCUAUGGCGACUCGCCGGUCGAGAUCUUCGAAUCCGUCCUUCGGGCGAACCUCAGGUUCCCCUCCAGGACCUUCCGCUCCGUCUCCCCUGCGGCCAAGGACCUGAUUCGCAAGAUGCUCUGCAAAGACGUUUCCAAACGAUUCUCCGCCGAGCAAGUUCUGAGCCAUCCGUGGAUCACUAGCGGAGGGGAGCAGAACUCGGGGGCAGAUCUUUCUUAAAAAGAGUCGCACCACUCAGAAAGAAGCUUUAUUCAAGAUGGUGUAGACGGCCGCCUCCUUCCAUUUUUGUAUAUAAGUUUGCCCCUGUAAAUUAGGCCUUCUAUAGUGCGAGGGUUAGCUGUGGAUACAGUAUUGGGCAUGCCAGGCGAUGAAUGCAGUCGAUAGGAGAGAGACGUUCUCUUCUGUGAUUCUUUUCUUUACAGUGCGGGAGCUUGUGUUGUUCUGGAGGACCCAGAGAGGAUUUCUUUUCAUUUUCUUUUUCCCUUCUUGACUUGAGAGAUGAGUUUGUGUAAAAACUGAAAAAGAGAGCGAACUCAUAUGUACAACACGGAAUAAAGAUGCGUUGCCGAAUAUGUUUGGUCGAUC